AUGGAAAAAAGAUAUAACAAAAAAUAAUAAAUUGAUGAAAAUUCAGUGUUUAAAAAUAAUACUAGAAUUAUUUAAACUUUAGUUUUUGCUUAGAAAUCAAAUAUGUUAAUGGUAGGUAGUGAUGAUCGUUUAAUAUAAAUAUUUGUAUUUUAAUACAAGAAAUGGUCAUUAAAAUUUUAAGAGAAAUAAGAUUAUAAAUUAAUAUUUAUAUGUUCACCAUGUGAUAAUGAUUUUAUAUCAUAUUAAAUAAAGGGAUAAUAUGAAGUUUGGAAAAGUUUACAUAAAAAUAAAAUUUUGGUAUGGGAGAAAAUUAAAGGAUAUGAAGAAGGCAAAAUAAAGAAAUUAAGUUUUCUUAGACCAAAAAAUUAUUAGGUAUAACUUAUGAAGAUGGUAAGUUAAAAGUAAUGUAAGUUUAAUCAGAUGGAAAUAAACAAGAGAUUAAUAUAGAUUAAAAGAAUGGUGAUUUAUUGGUCAUGUCUUAUUUAUCACCUUCAUAAUCAAACAAUUUUAUCGAGGCAUAAUAAUAAUAAUUUAAAAUGGGGACAUUUAAAAAAUUUUAAUCUAAAUUUGCGAUACUUGCAAAAAAUAAAUUAUAAGUAUAUAUCGAGGAUAUUGAUUGA
Molecule: messenger RNA, 620 nt
Organism: Paramecium sonneborni
Lineage: Eukaryota; Ciliophora; Oligohymenophorea; Peniculida; Parameciidae
Source: the annotation of a GenBank genome assembly